This is a messenger RNA of Acanthoscelides obtectus, 426 nucleotides long. The record is from the annotation of a GenBank genome assembly. Lineage: Eukaryota; Metazoa; Arthropoda; Insecta; Coleoptera; Chrysomelidae.
UGGUGAUCAUAAUUCGCGGUUAAUUGGAGAUAGUGGUUAUCCACAAGAGCCAUGGCUUAUGACUCCUAUUCAAGGUAUGCCUACUGAUACUCCUGAAGGUAGAUAUACCGCAGCUUUGACAAGAACCAGGAAUUGUGUGGAAAGAUGUGUAGGAGUUUUGAAAAAUAGGUUUCGUUGUCUACUGAAAGAGAGGGUCUUACAUUAUGCCCCCUUCAGAGCUGGUCAAAUUAUCAAUGCCACUAGUGUCCUACACAACAUGUGUGUUAGGGCUAAUUUGGAUAUGGAAGAUCAAGAAGAGGAGCAAGAUGAUAAUGAUGUUCCAGAGUCGGAUGCUAUUGUAAGCAAUGUUCUUGAACAAGGGCAGACAAGGAGAGUCAACAUAAUACAUUUGUAUUUUCAAAAUGUUAGAUAGAUAUUUCAAAUAAA